Messenger RNA from Archocentrus centrarchus (flier cichlid), 4604 nucleotides. RefSeq names its product enhancer of mRNA decapping 3 homolog (S. cerevisiae) (gene edc3). Lineage: Eukaryota; Metazoa; Chordata; Actinopteri; Cichliformes; Cichlidae. The transcript is spliced from 7 exons. Gene Ontology annotation, molecular function: mRNA binding. The record is from RefSeq and is a predicted model, not a curated record. Bases 150 to 1586 code for a protein of 478 amino acids. Gene Ontology annotation, biological process: P-body assembly; deadenylation-independent decapping of nuclear-transcribed mRNA. Gene Ontology annotation, cellular component: P-body.
AGGAAGUGGUAAUAAACAGUAAAAGGUUUGCUCCAUUCAAAAAGCUAAGAAGCUAAUAGUUUAAGAAGAAAUUGUUUUCUUGUACGCAUUAAAUAUCGCGGUUCAUUGACUUGUAUUGUUCAGAGGGAUUACCAUAAUUCUGAAAAGAUAUGGCCGCGGAUUGGUUGGGUAGUUUGGUAUCAAUUAACUGCGGGCCAACGCUGGGAGUCUACCAGGGAGAAGUGUCAUCUGUGGACCAGUCCAGCCAAACCAUCUCCUUAAGACAGCCUUUCCAUAAUGGAGUCAAGUGUCCCGUGCCAGAGGUCACAUUCAGUGCCAUUGACAUAAAGGACCUAAAGAUUUUAGAUAUAAGAAAUGAUAAUAGUAGGACUAGCUCUGCUGCAUCUGCAAAGGUAACCAGCGCACCGGUUGCAGUCCCAAAGGGUGACCCCAGAAAUGUGGAGAAACUAAACUCUCCACAGCACUGCUCCAAAAGUUACGGAGAGCGUCAUCUGGAUAUACCCGGCCAGCCUAAAGUAUUUCGUCGAAGACAUAACUCCUGGUCAUCUAGUAACCGAGGGGUAAAUCAAGUGACACCAAAGAAGAAUGGGAUAAAGAAUGGCCAGAUGAAGCACAGAGAUGAUGAGUGUUUUGGUGAUGGCGUGGAUGAUUUCCUGGACACAGACUUUGAUUUUGAAGGAAACCUGGCUCUUUUUGACAAAGCCGCAGUUUUCUCAGAGAUUGACAUAUCAGAGCGUCGUAACGGUGCGAGGUCACGUGGCACGCCUCAAGAGCAGACCCCUACACGAUAUCGUCAUGAUGAGAACAUCCUGGAGGCCAAACCUAUCGUGUAUAGACAAAUUACUGUACCGCAACCUGGGGCCAAAGAAUACUGCACCGACUCUGGACUUGUUGUACCAAGUAUAACCUAUGAUUUGCACAAGCGUCUUUUGUCUGUUGCUGAGCGCCAUGGUCUUUCACUGGAGAGGAGACUUGAGAUGACUGGAGUGUGUGCCAGUCAGAUGGCACUUACAUUACUAGGGGGGCCAAACAGAUUCACUCCCAAAAAUUUGCACCAGCAUCCCACGGUGGCUCUGCUGUGUGGCCCUCAUGUUCAGGGAGCUCAGGGCAUCAGCUGCGGUCGUCACCUGGCCAAUCACGAAGUGGAGGUCAUCUUAUUUCUGCCAAAUUUUGUCAAAAUGCAUGACGCUGUGACCUGCGAGCUCACCCUUUUCAACAAAACUGGUGGCAAACAGGUGUCCAGUAUCAAAGACCUUCCAGACACUCCUGUGGAUCUAAUCAUUAACUGUCUGGACUGUCACGAGAACACAUUCCUGAUGGAUCAGCCUUGGUACUGGGCAGCUGCAGACUGGGCGAAUCAGAACAGAGCACCAGUGCUAAGCUUAGACCCUCCUGCUAGUGGCCAGGGGCAGGCAGUUGAAGCCAAAUGGUCCCUCUCACUUUGCCUCCCGCUUCCCCUAGCUGAAGGGGCUGGCAGGGUUUACCUGUGUGACAUAGGUAUUCCUCGCCAGGUGUUCCAGGAAGUGGCAAUCAAAUACCAUUCUCCCUUCGGCUGCAAAUUUGUCAUCCCCUUGCACUCAGCAUAACGGGUCAGGUGGUCAACACGACAGAGUAAAAUCUCUUACCCUCUAUGACCAUUUGGGUUUGGGCGCCUUAUAUUCCAGAGUUUGAUCUGUUUUUUCAGUUCAUGUGUGAAGUUUUAAACUCUGUGUGUGAACUGAACUUUUUCCUCAUACUGAAGGACCAGUGAUGAUACAUCCUACAGUAGUGUAGUAGGACUAAGUACAUGUAGAUGGAGACAGAAAAAAAGCUUAAACAUUUAUGAAAAACAGACCGUCGGAGGCUGUAGCAAACAAUUUAGAUUUGUUAUUCACUAUUGUUAAUUAACAACGACAACCGAAGUGUCAAAGAAUGCAUCAUUGGAGUCGUUUCAAACAGGAAAUACAGGAGAACAUUGCUGGUUUCAUCAUCCUGUUGAAGUGCCGGCAUUUGUUCAUAGGCCACUUUUACAUUAAAGUUUCUCAUGGCUUCAUUCACCCAACACAGUAUCAUGUGCAUGAUAUCUGCAGUAUGUGCACAGCACUUGUGGCAGAGAUCGUUGUCAGCUUUGUCUCAAAGUCUGACCACAUGUUUGAACCUUAAGUUCUAUGUUGUCACGAACACCAUAACCUCUGGUUGUCUUUGUGUGUGCUGCAGAGACAGCUUCUGCCGUAGCACUCACACAUAGAGUGAGAUCUUGUUUCCGAAUGGUGAGAAGCUAAAAGUGUAUCAUAGAAAAGUGUCUUAAUCUUAUUGUAAAAUACAUGCAAAGUCAAUGGCAUAAAAUACUAUGUUGGUUUUUCUUUUUUUGUUUGUUUAGGGCAAUAGUGCGCUAAAAAACUCGCUCAAAAUACACAAGUGAUGUGCAGUCAUAAUCUUGUUGAUGCCUGUCUGUUAACACGACUGCCUGCUUUCAGACUUGUGCCAUAUUGAAAGUAAUGUGUAAAUGUUUGCUGGUCCAACCGAGUUAGGCUGCUGUCAGGACUUUUUUCAGUAAGCGACUGGAGUACUCGUUCAUGCAUCAAAUCGACACGUUGAUUUGCUGACAGCGUAAUGCCUGAAAGAGACUUUACUGUUCAGAUUUAAAGUGAGUACGACACUCAUGGAUUUCAAACAGAAAAGUUUCGAAAAUCCUUGCGAUCUAACUUUGUUCCAAAGCCCUACAGUGAAUACACACAGAUCCAUCACAGUGUACACGCACAGUUUUUUUUCCACACAUAUUGGAAUCUGAUAGCUUAUAGUCAAGCUUACACUGGUCUUUCCAUUACUACUGGCUUUGCCUGCCAUACUUUGCCACACUCAGUUACUAUCAUCUAAUGUUAAAUAUAACUGUUCAAAGGCAGCAGAUUACAACUGUUUUCCUUCUUUGUGGCAAAUUAUAUUGUGAUAAGGGCUCUGAAAACAAGAUGGUAUGUAAAAUAGAUGCAGUCUUAACUUUUCAUGAUAAUUUGGGAAAAAUAAGUUUGUUUAUUGAAUUUUGGUACAGUUAAAUGAAGGGCUAUACUGUUGUUUGAAAAGCCCAGUUUCUUAACUACAAGUUUUGUUUGUACAGAUCAUUUAAAAUCUUUAUUGUCUCAUCGAAUGCCAACUAGAGUUUAGAUUUGUUAAAUCUAUUUUUCCUACAGUGUUUGGUGUUUCAGUCAUUACUGUGUAUUGCAUAGAAAAUAUUCAGCAGACAAAAUGCUGAUAUGUUUUCUCUCACAGUGAACUUCAGGUCUGUUAGUUUUUGGCAAUGUUGCGUUGUUGCCUGUUGUAGCACAGAUUGAAUUCAAAGGCCAACAUUGUUUUAUACAAUCAAAAAUAGUGCCCGCUUGAUGUCAGAUUGAUUGCAUAACUUGGGCAUGUUUUGCAGUUUGCAUGUUUCAUAUGCAGAAGUUUGGUAGAAGUCAGUGAGGCGGCAGACAAAAUGGACCCCAAUGCGAUAUGAAUUGUCAGUGAGACUUUGGCCAAAAGACGUGUAAUUUAAGCUUGACCGCACAGGUUAGAGUGAUGCUUUUUAAACGAAAGUUGCUUUCUGUGUGUCGGAUUCAAAUUCAUUUGUGCUGAUGCAACAUCCUGUGCUGAAUACUUUCUAGGAACCAAUAAGUUUGAUUUAGUGUUGAGCAAUCGCAAGAUCACAAAAUAUUUUUGUGUGUGUACUGAAGUGCACACUCUUAUUUCAGGACAUUAAGCUGGUAUUUAACAAUACACUGAAUCAUAGACUGUGAAGUUCAAGGACAGCUGCUUCUGUUUGAUGGAGGAAUCUCUCCUCAGAUCUUGUGAGCAAUGACAGUAACCUUUUGCUGUUUCUGUUUGCUGAUUCGAAAUGCAUCCUGAACUGUUUUGCUUUGUGUGUAAUGACCUGUAUUGGACCUGCAAUAGCUGCUCUCUGACAUGCCCUUAUUUGGAGUUGGAUUGUGUAUUGUUUGAGGUUGGUGUAGAAAAGGCUAAAUUUAAGCAGUCUGCAUCUGAGGAGGAUUUUUUUUUUUUUUUUAAGUGACUGAAUUUUUCUUUUGCGCACAUUUAUCUGCACGAGAUUCAUGUACUGAUUCCCUUCUCCAACAUUCCUCUGGCUCUGUGUGUAAUGUCACAUCUGUUGAGACAAGUCUGGCUCGGAAACUUCAUCAACCGGUGUUGCUGAAUGUGAAUAAAAUGUGUUUUAGUUCGUUUUUGGCCACCAGGAGGCAGUGAAUCCAAAUUUAUGGUGGCUCACUUCUUGUUCUGCUGUAACGGCAACUUUGUAUACUUAACACGAUUUUCUCAGCGGCAGCAGCAACAACAAAAAGUAUUAUUUAUCUGUGAAGUGUGAACAGUCGAAGACCAUGUUCAGUCUGACUUUUUAUUGGAAGCAUGCUGUGAAAGUCGCAUUCUUUAAAAGCAGAUGGUGAAUUUUUUUUCUUUUCUUUCUUUUUUUUAAAACUUGGUUUACAUGUUUUAAAUGUUCAGAGCAAACAUGCAUGUUAAGUCCAGCCGAGAGAAUAAAUAGGCACGUUGGUUAUUUUAAUAACACAGGAUUUGUGCUUUAUUUUGGUAAGUUCACUAUCAAGCUUCAUGUGCAAAAAUACUAAUGCGUCAUGUCUGCAGGU